Molecule: messenger RNA, 4403 nt
Organism: Drosophila suzukii
Lineage: Eukaryota; Metazoa; Arthropoda; Insecta; Diptera; Drosophilidae
Source: RefSeq, a predicted model, not a curated record
CUCAUUACACUUGAGGUGGACUUUCGGUCGAGGGAGCAACCACCUGAGCCAACCCCCCAGAUAAUGGCCAUUUUGCAUGCGUGCCCGGUGAAUCCUGGGGUUGGGUAGCUAUAGCAACUCCGCUCCCACCACGAGUCCACUUGUUUACUUGCCUUCCUCGGCGCCUUCGAAAUUGCAGCUGCAAUCGAUGGGGUAUUCAGUAUCCUUUUGCGUUUUGAAGAGACAGCAGCAGCUCCGGAAAUCAGAACAGGAUGAGGUGCUUCCCCCGGGUCAUCAACUGGUGCCUUGCCCUCCUCGGGAUCGGCCAUCAAAUUCAAAUUGCCCGCUGUUCGCUGGUCAUUCCAACGCCAAAUCCCACGCAGGUGCCAACGCCACACACUUUCCGCUUCCAGAAUCCGCUGCAGUGCCUCAAGAACGAGUUCUACAACCUCAACCUAUUCGACUGUGUGCCCUGCAAUGAGGUCGCUGCUGGAGAUGGGGGCCUCGGAAAACUGCAGCCCGACAGUGAUUCUCUUGCAAUGCCCCACUGGUCACUGUCCAUCUAUGAGCGCGGUAAGACGUGGCCCACCUGCGAUGAGAUUUGCACCCCGGACAGGAGAAAUUGCACCUCGGUAUGGCUGCCACAGCCGCGUCCCUCCGCUUAUUGCACCUAUAGGUAUCUCAACACCACGUCGGUCUUCGCCAGUCAGUUGCCAGUGCAUCCACUUAUUUCUGGGAUUAUCCUGACCCAGACGAAUCCUGCGAGCAACGUGGGCGAUUGCCACACCUGCGAUAUGGGACAAUUCCGCUAUCAGAUUUCUGUUGGCCAGCACCUGCUCCGUCCGUAUCUACACUACAAUGCCUUCUGGCAGCCACCACCAGUUCCAAGCCGGAUGAUUGCACCCACCCACUUUGGUGACCUCAAGUUCGGCUUCUUCUGUCUGACCCUGCGGAACGACACCGCCUGCCAGCAGCUGGCCAAUCUCUGCGUGCUCUCGCACUUCUCCCUGGAGAAGCAUUCGCCCUGCAGCGCCUUCCUGCUCACCCAGGUCUCGGAUGUGGUGAUGAAGUAUGCCCACUCCGGCGAACAGGUGCCCCUUCAGCCGUUCCUCUUCUACAAGAAGGGUCGAGUUACCAAGGACCUGCUCUCGAAGACGCUACAGCUACCGGAUCGCAAGGAGCUGCGACUUUUUAGCACCACCUUUGGCCUGGAUGGAGGACUCAAACGGUGGGGUGCCUUCCAUCUGGAGAUGCUGAACUUGUGCCAUCCGGCACCAAAUCUGCGAUUGGCUUUACCGGAGCAGGAGUCGGAGGUCUCCUGCCAGCUCACCCUGGAGCGACUCAUUGACCUGGCCAACCAGCAGGCCAACGACGAGUUCCUCACCGGUUUUCCUAACUUCAGCAGCAACUGGCAGUUUCUCCUCCACCAGCUGCCCGUGCUCAUUGAGACCUUGACGCCGGAGAACCAGCGUCCCCAGCAGGACGAGUGGCAGCUGGUGAAGCGUUUCCAAUUGAUAUCCGCUUCCGCGGACAAUAGACUCCACCAGACAUUGCCACGCUACGAGGAUGCCCACAAGCUUCAGCAGUAUUACUCAUUGCGCUAUGUGGAGGACAUAGAUCUGCACUAUACUCUGGACAAGGAUCACCCGGAUAGAGUGGGUCUGCCCCUCAUCCGACUGCGAUAUCGGCACAUUGAGAUAGGAUCGGGAAAUGCCUCACUCUCCCAACUGUAUUCGUUCCGCUUGAGGAUUACACACGAGCAAGUGAGACGGGGAUGGGAUUGGUUAGUCCUGGAGGUAGUGCUGCCCCUCCUCCUUUUGCUAGCCUUCGCUGCUGCCAUCUUCCGUCUGCAGAACUUGCGAGGAAGGAGAAAAGCCGAUCUUUGCCAGAUGAGCAGCCUUAUCGAGUUUCUCCUGCAGCUGGCCGGAAAUGUGGCCUAUGCUCUGCUGGCCACUGCGCUGCUGCUCCUGCUGCUGCAGGCCUCCAGUCCGCGCCUGCUGAAGCUUCUUCUCUAUCCCGCCUGUCUGCUGCAGUUGCUCUUCCUGGGCGUUCAGCUGUGGCGCUCCAGCCAGCUGGAAUUGUUCCUCAUCGACUGGGAGAGGCCGCGAAGCAGCUGCGAGGGACAGCGUCUGAACCUGGACAGCUCCUCGCUUUGCUCCAGCGUGCGCACCUUCGUGGCCGAAAGCAGCGUCUCCGCCUGGCGGGCUUUCACGGCUAAUGCCUGGAUUCGCUUAAGCGUGAGUCAGAAGUACUCCACCUUGGGUCAGGUUCUCGUGGUCAUUGCUGGCUAUCAGUACCUGGAGAGAUUUACCAGCGGGGAUCUCGGACUGCGCUGCUGCUUGCUAGCAGCUAUUUAUCUGCUGACCUAUCUGCUUCAAAUAAUAGGACACACCCCUCUUGGCAAUCCCCUCCAAAAGUUCAUCGAUCUGUAGCUGGCCAAUAUCUCUCUGUUCUCGCUGACGGAACCCGGGUUUGGGUACUACAUUCACGGACGAUCCCCACACGGUUUUGCCGAUACGGACAUGUCUUCGAUGAUUCUGCAGCUUCAGAGGACCCAGACCAUGUGUGGAAGGCGGGGAUUGCUCAUGGAUUCGGAUAAGCAGGCGUACAUCAUUCUGCCUCCCAGAAAUCUUCAUAUCUACCUGGAGCGACUCCUGCUGCCCUUCCAGCGCAGCCUCACCGGCAGCCUUUCACAGACCCUUCUUUAUCAGAAGGACAUCGUUCCCAGCAUCGAUGGCCAGAUGGAGCGCACCUCCAUCGCGUAUGCCAGCGUAAAUCGCUUCUUCUGCGCCUUUAUCGAUCACGCUAUUAAGGACAUGGAUUACAUUAUUAAGGAGAAAUCAUUUGUAGAGCAAUUGCUUAACUGCGAUGACAACUAUAUUACGGAAAACAAGGGUACCUUUUACAUAGACGAUUCGUUCAGCUUCUCCCGUGUUCUCCUUCUGGGUAACCAUUCAAUCUUCGUGCUGGAACUGCUCCUGCUGCUGUAUUUCCUGAUGACCACCAACUUGUUGAUUGCAACUGCGGCAGCUUGUUUGUUUAAUAUAUUACUGCGCCAAGUGUUUCGCCAUUGGGUGCGCCGCAAUGUUUCCCGCAAGACCCUCAUCGACGAGAGGUUCCUCUUGUAGCCCCAGAGAGAGGAGCAAUAUUUGCGGGAAGACGGAUUCUUUGCCAUAUAAAUGAUAUCAGAGCAGUACAUGAAGUUUUUUAUUAUUUUAUAAUCCACUCGAUAGUAAGUAGUACAUCCAUAUACAGUGGUUAAUCUUUAGUUAUCGUAAAACUUACGGCUAAAACAGAUAAAAUAAUUUCCAUAGUUUCACAUUUAACAUACAAACAUUCGCAGAUGCUAUGCAUGAUCUACUUAGCUUUUGUGUUUUUGAUAGGAUAGCACACAUUGUCGUCCAUUGGGAACGUCGUACAAACAUUUAUGCAUGGCUAUAUAAUUUCAUUAAUAUUUUUUGCCCCUAUAUUGUUCCUAUUGUGGCGCCAUUAGGAGUAGGUAGUAGACGUUUUAGCAUCUAGUUUUAUAAUAGUUUUGUAGUUGUCCAGCGUUAAUUCUGUUCGUGUCUGUUCUCGUGUCUUGCAUUGAAAACAUUUAUGAAAAUAUCGACCUUAGCUGAUUUGGUUUUACUUUAGUUUCAAUCCGGCAUCAUACAAAACUACAUACACGCUCGGUUAGAUAUAUUUAUAGGUAUAUGAAAGGUGAUUCUUUGUCGGAAAUAUGUAUAGAUCAAUAUGUACAUCGCCUGCGGGAGUCGUGGCCCGCCGAUCGAUUGGUAAUAAAUAGAGCUAGUCACUCCUUACUCCUACUGUAUGCUAUGACGUCAAACGUACAACAUCCAAACAUCAAUGUUUUGCUUACUCGUAAUCUAGGGGUUUGAUUCAUCUGCGGAACUUAGACGGCUAGAAUGCAGCUAACUUAUUUCAAGUGUCUUCUUACGUGGUAUACGAAUGUAUGCUGUUCUGGGGAUGAGCAGGAGCUUGGGUGUCCUACUUUAGGUCCUACUGAUGGGAUGGUUAGCGGUCAAUAAAUAUCGUACAUGUCAAAUUCGAAAUAAACGUAGAACUUCGCCACAGCGUUUAAUUUAAUGGUAAUAAUAAUAUUAAUGAAUAAUGGGUAAUUUGUUCAUCUUAUUGUUUUUCGCUAUCACAAAAGUAAAUACAAUUCCAACAGAGAGGGGUCAGAAUGGGGUCUAUCUCAAAUAGAAAUCAGUGAAAUAAGGAUGACAAUUUCACUCGAGCUUGAACACUUACAAACUAGUUUUAAUCUCUAGUGGUUCUCUACAGAAAGGUUUACAUAUUUAUAUCAAUGUUUAUGGAUAUUCAACACUUAGAAUUUAGCUAAACAUAUCUCAUUUCAAUUCUCGAUCGCCCAAGGAUUCAAUUUAUUUCAUUGUACGUAUAAAUAAAAUCAUAUCAAAUGA